Molecule: messenger RNA, 3171 nt
Organism: Kalmanozyma brasiliensis GHG001
Lineage: Eukaryota; Fungi; Basidiomycota; Ustilaginomycetes; Ustilaginales
Product: CRAL-TRIO domain protein
Exons: 1
Coding region: 1-3171 (1056 amino acids)
Source: RefSeq, a predicted model, not a curated record
AUGCCGUCGGUGCAAGAGCUCAAGAGCAAAAACGCUCGCGCCGUUCAGGAAAAGCAUCUCGAUCUCGUCGGCAAGUACAAGACGCACUAUCCUGCCGUCGAAAAGCUUCACAAGCUCGCCAAAGAACAAAUCGUCGAUGAUGUGGCCUCGCAGCUCGACCUCAACGAGGAAGGCAAGGCACGCGUUCUCCUCUACCUCUCCGACUUUGCCAAUCUCUUUCGAUUCUACCGCCGCUCGAGGUACGACCACGACCAGGCCAUCAACCUUCUCAAUGCUACCCUGCUUUGGCGUAUGAGGACCGAUCUGGAUCUCUUGUCGCUCUCUUCGCUCAAUCCGCUCUAUGUGACACCGCCGCCACCCAACCCACCGCUCUUCUGGGUCAACAGCCACUUCAGAGACUUUUACGGACGACCAUGUGGGAUCAUCAACCUCCGCAGCGUCGAGAGGACAGCAGAGGGAACACUGGAUCAGAUCAAGGAGUACAUCGUAGCGUGUAUGGAGAUGAUGCGUAGAUAUGUCGCCGACCUCUACCGCGCUAGCACAGAUGGGCAACAAGGCGACAGCCAAGAAGGCAUGAUCCUGCAAGCAUCCAUAGCCAUCGAUCUCGCAUCCAGCGGCAUGGCCAACCUCGAAUUGGAGCUGCUCCCUUUCCUGCUUGACCUGCUCAAGAACCAUGUGCCAGGCAUGGUCGGUGCCGUUUACAUUCUCAACUAUGGUUGGGUGCACGCCGGUAUGUGGGCGGUCAUCAAGCGAGUGCUACCGCAGCAAGCACUAGCCAAGAUCUUCUUCCCUUCGUACGAAGAGCUUAAAGAACACUUUGACGCCAAAGCCAUCCCAGCGUGCUACGGUGGAGAGCUAGACGUCGCAGUGGAGAGCUCGACGAACGAUGUUCUGCGCAAGUAUGGUCGUCCUCGACGCGCCUCCAAUGCUACUCCCGCUGCCAGUGCUUCGACACCUCCGCACAGCCCGGGAGUAUCUCGUCACAUCAGCCGCAACAACUCAUACGACAGCAUCUACGAAGUCUUCUACAGCGCCGAUUCCACUCCUUGGGCGAGUCGUCCCAUCACACCACGACACAGCGAGCCAUCGACACCUCGCGGCAACGGCUCCGACGUCAAUGCUGCCGCAGGCCUCAAGAUGACCCCGAGCGCAGCGCGCAAGUUGAAGCAUCUGCAGAUGUCGAGGGGUGACUUGUCAAGCGCAGCAGAGAGCGCACAUCUAGGAGGCAGAUCUCGGUCAGGGUCGGAACCCAAGAUCGUCGAUGGCCGGGCGGUGGGUUUGAGUGUGAGCGUCGGAGCAUCGCCGUACGCGACACCUAGCAUCACACCCGUUGGCCCACUGAGUCCGCGGGUGACGCGAGCUCGAAACCCGGAUCGACACGUGCGCUUCUCGAGCGAUCGCUCGGAGUCGCCUCCUCGUCGGGUCGGAGCAACGAGCAACUUCACGCUCUACCUGCCCGAAGAGGACGAGGAAGCCAUCCUUCCGUCCGAGAGCGAAGACUCCGAUGCCAGCGGCAAGGACGGCGAGCUCCCACCCACACCUGCUCCCAGUGGCCUGCUGAAUCGUCUCCGUCGACUCUCGGACUUCACCUCGUCCGGCAACCCACCCAAACCCGUCAGCGACACGCCCACAGCCGACGGCACAAUCAUGUACAUCGAACCCUCCUCCCCUCGCCUCCAAGUAGAGCUCUUCGACGAACCACCACUGCAGCACGUCCCGCACACGUUCCUGUCACACCGCACCCGUCGGUCCAAACGCGACGGGCUUGUCUCGCCAUACAACGCCAACAACCCCUUCUUUGGCUACCCCGCCAUCCAGCCCACUGCACAAGAGGCCACUUUCCGGCUCAAUCGCAGCGCCACACCUCAGCACCUGCACUCGCGACGUCGCAAGCGCGAUCUACUGCGGACACUGACGUACCUCUUCGUGCUGAGGAUUCUGGCGUUCCACCGAAGAUUAAGAUGGAGGAUGUCGCUCGUGUGGCGCGAAGCAGCACGCACAUUGAGUGUCGGCCCGCGCGCUGCCGGCGCAGGCGAAGGGGAGGACGACUUCUGGAGAAACCUGGACAUGAGCCGUCUCUCGGCCGUGCAGGAGGACGAGCGACGAGCGAGGGAGAAGAUGAACAAGAGCCAAGGACCAGUGGGCAAGAUGGUGAAGAAGCUGAUGGGCGCCGUGGUGCUGUUGAUGCUGCUCAGACCGGAGUGGAGGCAGAGGGCGAUGGUUCAGGUGUAUGCCACCUUCGGGUCGAUGCUGGGUCGAAGAGACGCAGGAAACGAGGUAAACUGGGACGAGUGGGACCAGAGCGGUGUAGCAGCCAACUCGACCGCCAAGCAAAACAGAAGCUGGACGGGGAUGCAUCUUCGCCGGCGGAUCGGCUUGAAGGCCAACGUCGACACGAAGGGCGUUCCUCCGGUCACCACGGCUGCUGCCCCUGGCAAAAGCGGCAAGAACUCCCGCGCUGUCAACCCACUCGCCGUCGCGGGCGGCCUGAUCUCAGCCGCCUCGCUUGCCUACCUUCUCUAUACCUACCUCACCCCCUCUUCGGACCCGAACAAGGACGAUGACGACGACGUUGCCUCUCGGCGCACCUCGCUCAAACCUACGCCCUCCAAUCGCGUGCGACCAUCCCUCUCUCUCUGCCUUUCGCCUCCCUUCGCCCGGUCCCCCGAAAACAUCGCUGGCCUGCGCACGCUCCUGCACGCCAUCUGCCCGGUGUUCGUCGUGCACCUCAUCGUGCCCGGAUCCCCCGAUGACGAGCUGUCCGCGUCCAUCGCCAGCCUCAGCGCCACCCUUGGUCCGAUCCGGGACUUUGACGCGCGUCGCGUGCUCGAGUACACCCAGCCCGCCGGUCGAUUCGCCCUCUCCCGAGCGCUCGCGUGCGAUUGCCACGUCGAAGUAGCGCUACCGACAAGCGAGGAGAGCGGCACAGUGACGGAGUUGAUGAAGGUUAAACGCAGUUGUGGGCUGGUGGUGUUUGCGAGUUUUGAAGGUGGGGAGGGUGGAGGAAGGGCGGUGUUGGCGGAGCUGAGAAGGGUUGCUGAAGAGGCAGGAGCACCAGGGAAGGACGCUCCGAAUGGCAUGCGGGCGUUUGACCUGGGUGCCAGUGCCGAGGCCGAGAGGUGGAGGGUGCUGGGUGUCAAGCUGGGCGAGUUGAGGGAGGGAUGGAAGUGA